Guillardia theta CCMP2712 is the source of this 660-nucleotide messenger RNA. RefSeq lists its product as hypothetical. The record is from RefSeq and is a predicted model, not a curated record. NCBI's taxonomy places the organism in Eukaryota, Cryptophyceae, Pyrenomonadales, Geminigeraceae. Gene Ontology annotation, molecular function: protein binding. The transcript has a single exon. The annotation marks the transcript as partial.
GACGGCAAGACAUGCGCGCAGUAUGCGAGUGCUGAAGGGAACUUGGAGGUAGUGCGGUAUGUUGGGGAGACAUGCGGGGAGGAGGUACUGAGGGAGAAGGACAAUAACGGCAAGACAUGCGCGCACUGGGCGAGUGAGGGAGGGCAGUUGGAGGUGCUGCGGUAUGCUGUAGAGACAUGCGGGGAGGAGGUACUGAGGGAGAAGGACUUUGACGGCAGGACAUGCGCUCACUGGGCGAGUCUCAGAGGGCACUUGGAGGUAGUGCGGUAUGUUGGGGAGACAUGCGGGGAGGAGGUACUGAGGGAGAAGGACAAUGACGGCUGGACAUGCGCGCACUGGGCGAGUGAGGGAGGGCAGUUGGAGGUAGUGCGGUAUGCUGUAGAGACAUGCGGGGAGGAGGUGCUGAGGGAGAAGGCCAAGCACGGCAGGACAUGCGCGCAUACGGCGAGUCUCAGAGGGCACUUGGAGGUAGUGCGGUAUGUUGUAGAGACAUGCGGGGAGGAUGUGCUGAGGGAGAAGGACAAGUACGGCAAGACAUGCGCGCACUGGGCGAGUCUCAGAGGGCACUUGGAGGUGCUGCGGUAUGUUGUAGAGACAUGCGGGGAGGAUGUGCUGAGGGAGAAGGACAAGCUCCGCUGUCUUGGGCUUUUAUACACGUAA